CAUUAUCGACAGUGUUACAAACCGUUAAUAAAUUCCAUGUCGUUCUUAUCUUCAUAUUAAGUGGUGGCAAGGUCCACAACUUACGAAUGAAUGGAAAGGGUCGGGACUAAACUACUGUGGAUAGUUGACAGGGGAAAUUCGUGAAUGCGGCGGCAUCAUGGAAUUCAGCACAGGGGCCCCGGCUUUAUUCAAGAGAGAUGGUGUGGAGAACGGUUUGGUUUAGCUGAAUAUGGGGAAGAUUUUCUCCUAUUUCAAAGAGGUAUCCUCGAUUCGAGUUGAACAUUUUGUGCUUGAGAACUUCUUCUUUUGUUCCCGUUACGAGUUUCUCAAUUUAAGUACUUGAAGUUUUGGAGGUUCAAUUUUACAGUAUCAAACUCUUUUUGAUUUCUAAAAAAUAUUGAAGUUAGUUCAACAUUGUGCAUCUUAAUUGUUGUGCAACUUGGGAAAAUAUCCACGAUUCAUUGGAGGUGAAAUUUUGAUAUUGAAUUGUCUUCAAAGGAACGAUACAAUGUCAGCUACCAAAGACGUCAUCGAGCGUGAGGAUUCAAGCCCAAGUGGUGAAUUCUCUGAAAAUAUCGACCACACAGCAACUCGUGCAACUUAUAUCGAAGCAGAUGAGUUAUCUCAAGAGCAUAGAGAAUAUCUUCUUUCAAAACAUGGAACUUUGGAUUUAGAUCCUCUACCUAGUCAUAGUGAUGCUGAUCCAUACAAUUGGACAAAUAGAAAGGUAUACAUUUGAUUAUCUAUUAUUUUCAAGACCUCACUGAUGAAAAGUAUAGAAAGUUACAAACCUUUUCCUCGUUGCUUUUCAUGCUUGCAUGUCAACUUUUACAGCAGCAGCAAUUAUUCCUGCAUACGAAAGCAUUGCAGAAGAAUUAGGUAUAUCUUUACAACAAGCUACAUAUCUUACCUCGCUCCAAAUUGCUAUCGCUGGAGUGGCACCUCUAUUCUGGAAACCAUUAUCCAACACUUUCGGACGAAGGCCUUUAUUUCUUAUAUCACUUCUGGUUAGCUUGGUUGGAAAUAUAGGAUGUGCUAAGUCACCUACCUAUGCCAGUAUGGCAGCUUGUCGUGCAAUCGUUUCCUUCUUCAUCUCUCCAGCUGCAGCAAUCGGUAGUGCGGUCGUCACAGAAUCAUUCUUUAAAAAAGAUCGAGCUCGUUAUAUGGGAAUCUGGACACUGAUGCUAACAGUUGGUGUACCAUUUUCCCCCUUCAUCAUGGGAUUUGUCGCCGUUCGCGUAGGUUGGCGUUGGAUUUAUUGGAUCGUCGCAAUUAUCAACGGUGUUCAAUUCAUUGCAUAUCUUUUCUUCGGUCCAGAAACACGUUACCUUCGUCAUGGAGUUCAGCAUCCUAAAUCCUCUUUCCGGGAAGAAUACCUUACCUUUCAUCGAAUUGACCCUACACCUCUUCGCGUCUACGAUUUCGUUCAUCCUCUCACCUUAUUCACCAAACCAUGCAUCUUAAUUCCCGCCGCCGCAUACGCGAUGGUCUUCCUAUUCGCCUCAAUCAUGAUCACUGUCGAACUUCCUCAACUAUUUGCCACCAAAUUCGGUUUCGACGCUCAACAGCUCGGAUACCAAUUUCUCGCUUUAAUCAUCGGUUCUAUAAUCGGUGAACAACUCGGCGGUACGCUCUCUGAUUUCUGGAUGAAUCGUCACACGCGUAAAACAGGUGUACAACCAGCUCCCGAAUAUCGUUUAUGGUUAAGUUAUGCAGGAUUCAUCCUCACUAUCGUCGGGGUCGUGGUUUUCCUAGUAAGAACUGAACAGGCGAGAGAUAUGCAUUGGAAUAUUACACCAGUGAUUGGUAUUGCGAUUGCGGGUGUUGGAAAUCAAAUUGUGACGACUGUUUUGAUUACCUAUGCGGUGGAUUCACAUUUGGAGGAAUCAGCCAGCAUUGGUGUUUUUAUUACUUUCGUAAGACAGGUUUGGGGAUUCAUUGGUCCUUUUUGGUAAGUUACAUUCACUUUCUCUUCUUUAUACCUCUAAUUAGUUAUUAACACCUAUCUUAGGUUCCCCUCAAUGUUCACAAACCUCGGUCUUUCAUCCAGUGCAGCAGUAGCUGCUGCUCUUCUCGUUGGCGUUAGUAUCAUCCCAACGUUCAUCGUACAAUUAAUGGGGAAGAGAUGGAGACCAUCUAAACCUGCGGAUACAAUUGGACACAACAGUGAUGGGGAACGAGGUGUUGUGGUUGGGAAUGCGAUUGUGAAUGAGAAUGGGGAUGGGGAGAAAAGGGUUGUGAAGUCAUGAUUGAUGAUUUAAUGAAUAUUGUUUCCUUUACGCUAAAUAUAGAGAUAGAGUUAUUUAGAGGUUUGUGAUUAGGAUUUAGAUAUUUAGGUGGCAUUUUGUAUGUGUAUGUGUAU
Molecule: messenger RNA, 2362 nt
Organism: Sclerotinia trifoliorum
Lineage: Eukaryota; Fungi; Ascomycota; Leotiomycetes; Helotiales; Sclerotiniaceae
Source: the annotation of a GenBank genome assembly